Equus caballus (horse) is the source of this 5030-nucleotide messenger RNA. RefSeq names its product phospholipase A2 group IVF (gene PLA2G4F). The record is from RefSeq and is a predicted model, not a curated record. Gene Ontology annotation, molecular function: calcium-dependent phospholipid binding; calcium ion binding. NCBI's taxonomy places the organism in Eukaryota, Metazoa, Chordata, Mammalia, Perissodactyla, Equidae. Gene Ontology annotation, cellular component: ruffle membrane; vesicle; cytosol. Gene Ontology annotation, biological process: glycerophospholipid catabolic process.
GUGGGAUUUCAUGAAAGUAACAAUGAGAGGAUAAUAAUUUAGCUAAGAAUUGGGGAGAAUAAGUCAAUUAGUGACUAAGAAAAAAAAAAAUCACUAUAGCACUUCUGUCAUACAUGUCUUGAUGUGUGCCACCCUGUGCACCCAGUGUGUCUGGUGGCUGAUGUAUUGACAGCACAGAUAUAGAACAUUUCCAGCAGUGCCAUUUCUCCUGGACACACUGGAAUGCUAGCUAAUCCAUUGUUUCCCCCUUCACUUCACAUGUUAGGGCCUUGUGCCUCUUCUGGCAUCUCACGAUGACUGGGAGGGUCAUGGAAUUGGAAUUGAGUGACCCAGGGAUGUUUGAGAAGUGGAGAAGUGCUGGUCCACUUCAGCCAGCUCCAAAAAGGUGACUUGGUCCUUCUGUGUCCCACUCUUGAGCCAUCUGUGGUUAUCCUGAGUUUUCUCUGAGAUGAAAACGUCUGGAACUAAGAGGCAUGGCUAUAUUGAGACGCAGGGCAGAUGACUCCCUGGAGAGAGUGGUACAGCCCAGAAAGCACUCAGGUCAGUCAGGAGCACUGGACUGCAGACCGGCUCUGCUCCCAGCCAGCUCUGUGUCCCCCCUCAGGCUCCACUGGUGUGGAUCUGUGGGUCCUGUACACAUUGCACACAGAUGACCAAGGGAGUUGGACUCUGGCAUUUCUGAGACCUCAGCACAGAAUUCAUGCUCCAAAUUAAGCAGAAACAAGCCCUCACUUUGGGGCCAGGCCAAUGGGAGUCACAUCCCCUUUUAUUCUGGGUGUUACUGGUCUGAACUUGCCUACCGGGUUCAUUUUGGAGUUGAAUCACCUCUUUUGGAUGUUGUUUUUUAGUCUCCACCUCGGGCCUUGGGGAGGAGAGUGGAGAUGACUGGCUCUUGGUUGAGGAAGAGAAAUGUGUCUCCUCACCGCUUGCUGCUCUAGACAUCCUUUCUUCUUCUGGAGACUGUGCCUGUCUCGGUCACAUAGAUAGUCGUGGUCCACAGAAAAGGGGGCAUCACAUACCACCUGUAGCCUAAGCCUUACAGGGGUCAAAGGAGGGCUCUCUAAAGCCGUUAUCUCUAGUAGCUUCAGGAUAGGCAGACCUGCUUUUUACCUGCUGUUAUCCAUACCACCUGGCCGUAUCCCUGCCUCUGCACCUGGACCAUCUGGAUAUUUCCACUGAUCCAGGAAGCGGGCCUGGGCAGAAGCCACAGGGAGUCAUGGGGCUGUGGAUUUCUUCGGGAUAUGGAUGGGCCCUCCUCACCUUUGGUUCUAGGCCCUAGUGCAGGUCUGGCACACAGCAGGCGCUCAGUGUUUGGAGAAUAAAUGAGGAGGCCACAAGAGGUUAGAAAGACCUUUGAGUCCAGAUGAAACCAAACCACAGAUUUCCGUAUUUCUGCUGAAGAACCAUGGGGAAGGUGGAACUUGAAAGGUGGUUGGUUUUAGGCUUUUUGGACAGCUAGGGACGAGUCUCCUGAUGCAGCACUUCUCAGCUGCUGUUCCCUGGGUCAGCUGUGUCAGCAUUGUCUAGAUGGCUCGUUGGAAAUGUGAACACCUGGGUUCUACCCACACACACUAAAUCAAAUCAUCUAGGGGUGAGGCUCAGCUAUUUUCCAUAAGCAGCCCAAUAAUAACCAUGAGCUGGAUUUGGGAACCAGAGUGCCAGUUCCUUAUCCUCUUGGAGAGGGACUGAAGUGCCUCCUGCCUGAGGAAAUUGGGCUCCAGUCACUUCCUGGAGCCAUCAAACCCCACCUCCAGCCCCAAGGGGCCACCCAGCUCUGAGUCCUUAGAAGAGCAGGCAGCUCCACCCUCCGUGCUCCAGCGCCACCUGUUAGACCAGAGCUAGCAGAGAGUGUAGCCAGAGGACAGCAGGGUGGCUCUGGAAAACCUCCUGCUGGAACUGGCUGCCUGACCAUGCUCUGGGCGCUCUGGCCAAGGUGGCUGGCAGGCAAGGGGCUGCCCCUCCUGGGGGCAGUGCUGUUGCGGAAGAGAGAGAAGAGGGAACCUCAGUGGAGGCAAUGGCGGCGGGAAACCCACCCAUACUAUGACCUCCAGGUGAAGGUGCUGAGGGCCAGAAAUAUCCAAGGCACUGAUCUGUUGUCCAAGCCUGAUUGCUACGUGCAACUGUGGCUGCCCACAGCAUCCCCCAGCCAGGCCCAGACAAGGAUGGUGGCAAACUGCAGGGACCCUGAGUGGAACGAGACCUUCCACUACCGGAUCCAUGGCGCUGUGAAGAACGUCCUGGAACUCACCCUCUAUGACAAGGAUGUCUUGGACAGCAACCAGCUCUGCCUGCUGCUGUUUGACCUGAGGAGCCUCAAGCCCGGCCAACCCCACAGACACACCUUUCUACUCAACCGCCAGGAUUCACAGGAGCUGCAGGUGGAAUUUGUUCUGGAGAACAGUCAGGUGCCUGCGUCUGAAGUCAUCACCAAUGGGGUCUUGGUGGCUCAGCCCUGUCUGAGAAUCGAGGGUACCCUCGGGGGAGCUGAAACAGCCCCACAUCAAGAGUAUGGCUCAAGGCAGAUUCGGCUGGCAUUGCCCGGGGCCUACGAGAAGCCACAGCUCCUGCCCGUGCAGCCUCCUGUGGGGACGGGCCUCCCAGCCACCUUUACCUUCCACGUGAAUCCCGUGCCCAGCGCCAGGCUGAAUGUGGAGCUGCGGGAGAAACUCUCGGUCCUGCAGAGCGACCAGAGUGCUGAGCUGGAGGCUCAGACCAGCACGCUGGACAAGGGGAGCAUCCUGCUCUCCUCUCUGGCCCAAGGCCAGGUGGAACAGCGUUUUGUGGCCCUGGGGGAGGGCCAGGAGGUGGCUCUGAGUGUGAAGGCAGACCUGAGCUCUGGGGACCUUGACCUGCGCCUCGGCUUUGGUCUCUGUGACGGGGAACAGGAGUUUCUGCACAAGAGGAAGCCGAUCGUGUCCAGGGCCCUGCAGCAGGCGCUGGGACUGAGCCAGGCUCCUGACAGCGGCCAGGUGCCUGUGGUGGCUGUGCUGGGUUCAGGAGGCGGAACCCGAGCCAUGUCUUCCCUGUAUGGCAGCCUGGCGGGGCUGCAGGAGCUCGGCCUGCUGGACACUGUGACCUACCUGAGUGGGGUGUCUGGGUCCACCUGGUGCAUCUCCACACUCUACAAGGACCCAGCCUGGUCCCAGGUGAGCUUGCAGGGCCCCAUUGAGCGUGCCCAGGCUCGGGUCUGCAGCAGUAAGAUGGGGGCAAUGUCCAAGGAGCGCCUACAAUACUACAUCCAGGAACUGGGGACCCGGGAAAGCAGCGGCCACCGCGUUUCCCUCAUCGACCUCUGGGGCCUUCUCAUUGAGUAUUUCCUGUUCCAGGAGGAAAACCCUGCCAAGCUAUCUGAUCAGCAGGAGGCUGUCAGCCAGGGCCAGAACCCUUACUCCAUCUACGCCAGCGUCAAUGUCCGCACCAACAUCAGCGGGGAAGACUUUGCAGAGUGGUGCGAGUUCACCCCCCAUGAGGUUGGCUUCCCCAAGUAUGGGGCUUAUGUGCCUACCGAGCUCUUCGGCUCCGAGUUCUUCAUGGGGCGACUGCUGCAGCUCCGGCCCGAACCCCGGAUCUGCUACCUGCAGGGCGUGUGGGGCAGCGCCUUCGCAGCCAGCCUGGAUGAGAUCUUCCUGAAGAUGGCCGGCUCGGGCCUCGGCUUCCUAGACUGGCACAGAGGCAGUGUGAACAUCACAGAUGACUGCCACAGGCUCCAGCUGCAUGACCCCACGCGGCUGUGCACGAGGCUCUUCACCCCACAGGGGCCCUUCUCCCAGGCUGUGCUGGACAUAUUCACCUCCCGCUUCACCGCAGCGGAGAACUUUAACUUCAUGCGGGGCCUCUGCCUGCACAAGGACUACGUAGCCAGCAGGGAGUUCGUGGCCUGGAAAGACACGCACCUGGAUGCCUUCCCCAACCAGCUCACGCCCAUGCGGGACUGCCUGUGCCUGGUGGACGGGGGCUUUGCCAUCAACUCUCCGUUCCCACUGAGCCUGCGGCCACAGAGAGCCGUGGACCUCAUUCUGUCCUUCGACUACUCCCUGGACGCCCCUUUUGAGGUCUUACAAAUGACAGAGAAGUACUGCCUGGACCGGGGCAUCCCGUUCCCCAGGAUCGAGGUGCUCCCUGAGGACUUGGCAGACCCCCGUGAAUGCUAUCUGUUUGCCAAGGCUGAUGACCCCCGCUCGCCAAUCGUGCUGCACUUUCCCCUUGUCAACCGUACCUUCCGCACACAUCUGGCCCCAGGUGUGGAGCGGCAAACAGCUGAGGAGAAGGACUGCGGGAACUUUGUCAUCAACGGGCCAGACACUCCCUAUGGCAUGAUGAACUUCACCUAUGAGCCCAAUGAGUUCCAUCGGCUGGUGGCCCUGAGCCGAUACAACGUUUUGAACAAUGCGGAGACCGUGAGGCAUGCCCUCCGGCUGGCUCUGGACCGGCGGCAGGCUGGGGCCAGGGCUGGAGGCUGACCCAGGCUGGAGUGGACUGCGACAGAGGAGGCACCGUGGGGCUCCAGGCCAGGGCUUGGUAGAAGGAGGAGUGGUGGACUCUGGGGGGCUUCUGCUUCCCGUCUCACCAGGACCUGCCUUGAGGGCCCCAGGCCCCAGAAAGCUCCUGCAGAAUCGCAACUUGAACUUGGGGCAGGGUCCUUCUUGUAUGUGUUUCUGGGAGAAGACAGGACAGUGUGUCUCUCCAGAGGCCCUUGGGGAUGUAGGGCAGAGUUGGCAGUGUUCAUGGCACAUUGGAGUGUGUGGAAAGUCCGGCAACCAUCUAGCCUCAGGGCCCAGCCCAAACACAGAAGGACCCCAGAGGGCCCAGGUCUCAGACUCUAACCAGAACGGGAGCUGUGAGAGCUGAGGUGCAGUUUCCUCUCCUGAACCUGAGACCAGAAGCAAAGAUGUACCCAUCCGACCCACACUUCCUACAAAUGGCACUUCUGCCAGCCUGACACCACCCACCCCAACUCCUGGAUGCAGAGCUGAGUGCUGUCAAGAAUAAAGGGGGCCCUCCUGGGUUGCCAGUCUGGGUUGCUAACUUCA